Xyrichtys novacula (pearly razorfish) is the source of this 10580-nucleotide messenger RNA. The record is from the annotation of a GenBank genome assembly. NCBI's taxonomy places the organism in Eukaryota, Metazoa, Chordata, Actinopteri, Labriformes, Labridae.
UACGGCAAGCGGGGAGGGUCCGAUUUGAUGAAACACUUGGCUGUCGCGCUGCUGCUGAGCAACGACGAUGUCGGAGCAGGAGUCUCUGAGGCUCUCCAGCGCCAGAAACCGUGGAGGCGUACAGAGGGUGGAGGGCAAACUGCGGGCGAGCGUAGAAAAAGGGGAUUACUAUGAAGCACACCAGAUGUACAGGACAUUAUUUUUUAGGUAAGUCCUUGAUUUAGGUUCGUUGGUUCGGUUGUAAUUGUCAUUUGGCUUUGGGGCCUGCCUCUUCCAGAUCAUUCUGCUGUCAACCUUGCUUAUAUGCCUGUCGUUUUAUGAUUGGACGAAAAUCACAGAGAACCCACCCACUCAUGUCGGUAAGCAUGUCUGAGUGGACAGCUGUGAUGUCAAUCUGCGGCAGUCACAAAAUGGGACUGUCAACCACAGCUAGUGUGCUAGCUACGUGUUUAGCAACACAACUAAUGAUAACCGAGUUAGCUUUACUACAAAUGCAGAAAAGUCAGUCACACUGUGGUGAGCUCAUUGUAAAGAUAUUUGACGUGACAGUCACGAAAUACUUACAGUGUGUGUAAAUUAAAUCUUUGUUUAUUGUUUGAAAUUCCCAAACGUCGUUGAGGCUGUCCAGCUGUGUUAGCAUUCAUCCAGACAGUCUAUACACCGAUACACUGCAACACUAUCACAGUCUGACAUAAGAAAGAAAAACCUGUUUUUACCUGCUGUCAAAUAUGUCUGUUUCAGUCAUGAAUGUAAGCCUGUAAUGCCUAUAUGGCCAUCAAUAAUAUUCAAGGAACCAGGGACUCUACCUGAAACAGUCACACCUGUUUACCUGUACACACUCACACACACCUGUGAUUACUCAUAGAUACCAGUAACAGCAUAUUAAACAAUAUGGAUGCUGUUUAGAUGAUAGUCAUAUUUCUGUUCAAUGAGGAUAGUGACGCUAGUCAAAUCUAGCUACUCAAUAUCUCAAUAUAAAUGAUUGUUUCCACCUUACGUCAUUAUUAACUAGGGCCCGACUGAUAUGGAAUUUUGGGGGCCGAUGCCGAUACCGAUUAUUAGGGGGGGAAAUCCGAUUACCGAUUAAUCGACCGAUUUUUGAAUGUUUUUUUUAAUGAAGUUACAGAAAUAUAUAUAUAUAUAUAUAUAUAUAUAUAUAUAUAUAUAUAUAUACACAUAUACUGUAGGCUAUAUACUGUAGGCUACUGCUCUUCACGCCGACCGGAAGACCCACCGACUGAUCAAACUCAGACCAGAGAAGCGUUUUCAACUAUUUUUUUUACCAACUUGUCCACAAACAAAACCAAACCAAACUUAACAAGACUCCACUUGAUUACAAUACACAGCAAAAGUAUAGAGCAAAACUAAUACAGGAAAUAGAAACAAACUGCAAAAUAAAAUAAAGAUGACAAAAUAAGUAAGUAAAUAAAAACAACAUAACAAAACAUAGGGGUGUGGCAAAAGAACAAUGCCAAGAUUUUUGGUUUUAAAGGGAUAUUCUGGUGUAAAAUUAAUUUAAUUUAGAGUAAACACACCGUUACACUGAGUUAGACACCCCCUUUAGAGGUGAAUGUUGCCGACCGGUUGCUUCUCUAAAUACCAACCAAAAAGCCACUCUAUAGCCACAAAUAAUGUUCAGAACAGCACCUAACUUCAUCAGCAGCACAUAUUGGGUCCUAGCCACAGCAGUAGCCGCUUGUUUGUAGUGAGACCUCGGGCCAGUCCAUUACGGACUGCUGCGUGGUGACGCAGCUCAAGGAAGAACAUUUAUGAUCAUAACUUUAUCAUUUCCUUGAAGUAAUAAUCCCCCUGUUUAUGAUUUUCCACUGCAGACGCGGUAGUUCUUCUGCCUAAGCGUCUCGGUCUGAUUGCAUUUUAAUGAAGAAAUGAUCAUAAAUUUUAAAGAGGUACUCUAUGUCCAGUCAAAAUAUUUUGAUGUAUAGAUAUCCAAGUUUCAUAUUUGAUUUUGCAAAACACAUAUGCCAUUCUUUUAAAUCUUUAAGUGCCGUGUCAGCACCCCACUCUCUCUCAGAGUUUGGUCCAAAAUCCCCCUCAAUCAAUUCUGUCCAGCAAUCUGAAAUUGUUGCGUGAGAAAAGUAAUAUGAGGUCAAAUUUACAGAUUCAUUAUUCCGUACACAUGAUAAUCGGACAUGGUUGUCUUAGCCAAUAUGUCAGUGCCAUACAAUACUAUCUUACAACACUGAUCAGUGACUGUUUUGGAUUUGAUAUGCUACUAACAGGUGAUGGGAAAGAUGUGUUAUCAAUUAAAAAAAUGGUGAUAUCAGCCUUGUGAGGGUCGAUGCUGAUUAUGUCCAACUGCCGUUAAUUAGCCGUCUCAUUGAUUACUCUAUUGGCCCUAAUUCAAAUCUGUCUAAGAUCUCAAACAAGGGUGAACACUCAUUAUGUUGCUGUCCCUUAUCAGGAUAGUAGUAAGCGAUGCAAACAAAGCUCGUGUAAAUCUUGGUAAGCAGUAGUGGGUAAUAUCAACUUAUUGGUAAUGUUGGCUCUCUUCUCUCUCAUCAGGUACAUGUCACAGGCAAAACAUGCUGAAGCCAGGGAGCUGAUGUACAAUGGAGCUCUACUCUUCUUCAGCUAUAACCAGGUAGAUGCACAUCAAGAUUUCUCUAUAGCAAAAUUUGUUAUGGAAAGUGUUAAGUGUGCCAAUACUAUGUGUGAAACUAAACAGCUGAGUGACUGUUAGUUUUAUGUUUUCAUAUAAUCCAAAAAGUAAUGUCCUUUUAGUAAUGUACAAAUGAAACAACUUAACUCAUAUGUCAAUGUUUAUCAGGUCCAUCUUUGUUUGCAAUUGUGUUCAGAACCAUCAUAACUAUUAUUAAAUAAUUUUUGUUGUGUGUUUGUUUCCAGCAAAACAGUGCAGCAGACCUGUCCAUGUUGGUUCUGGAGGUGUUGGAGAAAUCUGAGACAAAAGUUGAAGAUGAUAUAUUAGGUAAGUUAGAACCAUCAGAUAUUUUUUGACAGGAAGAAUGGUUAGUAAGUAGAGUAGUUUAUGAGUAGUACAUUCUAUAUUUAAUCUCCUCAUAUUGACCUCAUCAGUUGUGUGGUGACAAUGCUUCCUAAUGUGUCACUGUUCUGUUAAGACUACUUAAAAGCUGUUUUUACAUCAAUAUGGGAGCACAAUGAAUCAGUAAAAUGUUUUUAAUCUGUAAAAAAAAACGAUUUCUUUGCCACUGGAAGAUAUUUUGAAACACACUCUAAGCAAUGUAGAAAGUACUGUUCAUUUUAUGGCUGUAUAAAAUGCUUAACAAGAGUAAUGCAUCCAUUCAUCGCUUUAAAUGCUGACUAAAAAGAUUCCCUUUUGUAAGAGGGUUGACAGUGUUCGCUUUAUUUACUCUGUAUCUUGAGGCAUUUUUGACAGCUCUUAAUUUAUUAUGGCUUGGCCUCUGUGUAAAUGAACUAUAAUGAUGUACUGUUGCUUGGCCAUACUGUACUAACCUGCUUGAAACUUUUGAAACAGCUGUAAUCUGGAGAAUCACUUCUGUGAGCAUCAGCAUUAAAUUGUCGACAUUCAGAGAGCUCUGAGUGACAGAAGACAGCAUUAUAGCACAUGUCACUUAAGAAAGGACAUCAUUUGAUUGUAAUGGGGUUAUGUCUGUGUGUGUGUGUGUGUUUUGAGCAGAAAGCUUGGCUAAGUUGUUCAGUCGGAUGGACCAGAACUCCCCAGAGAGAGUAGCGUUUGUGUCCAGAGCCUUGAAAUGGUCCACAGGAGGAUCUGGCAAGUUGGGUCACCCAAAACUACACCAGCUGCUGGCUGUCACCUUGUGGAAAGGUAAUCCAUCCAUCACUGAGUGUAUAAAGUGCAGAGGGUAAUAACCAAUUGUUAUCACAGGUGACAUUCAUGCAAGAUUUAACCACAUGAAAGACUGUGUUCAGUAUUUGAACUUUUAAAAAUGAUGUUUUUUAAACUGUUAAAAUAAUCUCAGUUAUUCAGACAUCUGCGUCUGUCAAAAGUCUGAUUUUCUCAAGGUACUUUUGUCAAGUAGAAUUUAACAAACAGUGGCUAAUAUAUUAUGACAAAGAGUAAAGUGCUGUUUCAGUAAAAUUUGAUCAAUUGAUUGAUAUGUAUAAUAGGCAUUAACUCCAUCAACAAAUCCAUCACUAAGCCCCGAUGCCUGCCUCUGACCUUUAAUCAAAGACACAUUGAAGCUGUUCAAAUGGUUCUUCUACAAAGCAAAUUUGACAGAGUCAGACUUUCUUCUUUUUCUUUCUUAUUUAAUUAGCCGGUUUGACAAAAUUUGAAAACCCCCUCCAUAGAGACCUGGCAUCACAAAGGUUUUCCUCCACCUGGUGUUGUGCUAACAAAAGGAGUAUUCAUGUCAUCUAUGUGUUAUUUCUACAUCAGCCACAAAAUUAAGAGAUCGUAUUGAAGGCUGUAGAAGAAGUUGUUGUUUUUGUUGAUAACUACUCAAGGUGAAUCAGCAAGAAGUAAGACUGUUUCAAGCAAGACUGUUUUCAUAUGAAUUGCAGAAAGAGUGCUGCACUUGCUGUGUUUGAUAAAUCAGUAUAUUAAUAUUCAUAUAUGUCAUUAAACCAUUUCAAACACUUUGAUGUUCUGAGUCUGCAGUAGGACUGUAAAGCAGCUCUGCCAUCAUCAUGCUUCUGUUGAUUCGCUAUGACAUAAUCUUAGUGUCUCUCCCUGUGUUACCGCAGUGUUGUGUGUAUUAUAGAAGCAAAAGAGGUAUACACACACACGCUCAGACAUGCACACACACACGCAGCACCGUCCUACCACUGGCUCACAGUGAUAUCGACUUGUCCCUGUAAUGCCUCUGUAACCUCCUCCAAUGCUGUCACACUGGUGGGACCACUUUGUCAUCCUACCUCUGUGACAUUUACAUUAAAGGUGAGACAUUAUAUGGGUGCAAAUAUCCUGCCUUGGAUUUGCAAUGGGAAAAAAGUGAAUGCCUCCUAUGUUGUCUAAUCUGCUCGUUUAAACAACCCUCAAACACAAAACUUUUUAUACAGACAUAGGGCUGGGCGAUAAACCAAAAAUUUACCAAUACUGAAAUUUAUGACAAUAACCAGCAUAAUUUUGUCUAUGUCAGUAUAUUUGUGGUCAAAAAAAUAAAUAAAUAAAAAUUAGUUUAUGAUGUGUGUAGGUAGGCUAUGGUCUCAUGUCCCUUUAAGACGCUGUCCUACGUCAGAGACGUGACUCCACCCCAUCCAGUCUGUCACAAAGAGGGAAAGACAGACGAGGAGAUGGAGGACGGUUCAAAAGUUGCAGCGGCUGAAGUAGACAAAGUUAAUGUGGGAUUAAGUUUGUGGAGUAGUUAUGGUCUGUUUAUUGUUAUCAAGGUGAACUGCUCAAUAUAUCGUGAUAUUGAUUUGAGGCCAUAUCGCCCAGCCCUAUCGAGACAUACAGAAGAGCUGCAUUCUGUCGUGAAGUUUAGAGAGUUUUGUUGUUGUGCUCUGUGUGUCAACAUUUCCAGGUUAAAAGUGAGGCAAUGACAGUAACUUCACAACAUGACAGUGACUCAUCCUAACUUCUCAGAACACUCUAAAUCAAAAUAAUGUGUUCCUGUUGUGUGUUUUUUUUUUGUCCAGAGCAAAACUACAGUGAGUCUCGUUACCACUUCUUGCAUUCAUCUGAUGGGGAGGGCUGUGCGCAGAUGCUGGUGGAGUAUUCAGCCUCACGAGGCUUCCGCAGCGAGGUCGACAUGUUUGUGGCGCAGGCCGUCUUACAGUAAGUGUCGUGAUGUUGCUGUGUUCUGAACACAGAGAUCUAUUUGUGGCAUCGUAGUGUAAACACAAAAUCACCAUUUAGAAAGAAUAUUAAGACUGUAUGGUUCUGUAUUUGUGUAUAUGUGGUGUUAAAAUUUAUAGUGAUGUAUCCUCCACCAGCUUGUUUACCUGCAGUCGUAUAAUUUUUCUGCCUAAGCAGCGUUUUUAAAGCGACUCUAACGUCUCUCCUCUAUCAUCUUUUCCUCUCUCCUCUCAUCCCGUGGUUCACACUCUGUCACGUUUUCUUUCUCAUCCUCUCCUUUUUGUUUGUAUCCUCUGGCUCUUUUCUAUUUCUGUCCCUCCUUCCUGCAAACCUCCACCCUCCAGGUUUCUCUGCUUAAAGAACAAAAACAGCGCUUCCGUGGUGUUCAGCACAUACACAGAAAAACACCCGUCCAUAGAGAAGGGCCCUCCCUUCGUCCAGCCUCUACUAAACUUUAUCUGGUUUCUGCUGCUGGCAGUGGAUGGGUGAGGAAAAGAUCAUUUUACACUCAAACUAGUCCAACCUGCAUCAAUGUGAUAUUACUCACUCAUACAUAAUGAGCCUAGAAAAAGCUGUUAAAGAUAGGAUUGUCUUCUUAUGUAUGACUCCUCUGUUUGUUUUUCUAAAAUAGCUUGACUUUUAGUGUUAAAAAUGUGUCUAAUUGUUUCUUCAGGGGUAAAUUAACAGUUUUCACAGUGUUAUGUGAGCAAUAUCAACCUUCCCUGAAGAGGGAUCCCAUGUAUAAUGAGGUGAGUGCUUUGCUCAGUGAUAUCUUUCCAUGAAUCAUUUCUGGCCUUCAGUCAUGUGACAGCAGCUGCAUUACAUUAUCAUGUGAUAUAUUCCUGCCUAAUUUAUUUAUAACUUUCGCUAAGUAAAGAUGAUUACAGCCCCCUUUUUCAUGGAAAGUAUCUUCUUUUAAAUCCAUGUUUUCUUUCUCUCUCCUCCUCUAGUAUCUGGACAGAAUAGGACAGCUUUUCUUUGGAGUUCCACCUAAACAGUCUCCAUCAUAUGGUGGACUGCUAGGUGAGUAAAACAGGAUGUUGAUGGGAAGGUUUCUUUUUUUUGUUCUCUACAAUAGUCAUAGUAAUAGUCAUACAUAUAAAUAUACAAAUUUUUUCUAACUGUAAUAUAUCAGAAACUGUACAUAACAGCUGUAAAUAACACUCAUGCAUAUGGGUCGAUGACGUGACGCCUAAAUACUCUGUCUGGUUGUAUUUUUUUGAAGUUAAAACAGGUUUAAAUGCACAAAAAUAAACUUUCUAUAUGUAGUAUCUCUCUCAUAUAUGUAGUCACUUCAACUUUUAAAAAAUCAGGUCUUAUUUGUAAUUUUUCUGAACUUCAAAGUGUCAAAAUAUCAUGCGGUGCAACCAAUAAUAACAUUAAUUGUAUUGCAUACAAACUCAAAUAUCUAAUUUCCGUAACUGAAACAUUAAUACCUGAUACAAUAUGCUUAAGUGAAAGGUAGUUUUAAAACAUUUUUAUCAUUAUUAUGCAAUUUAAGCCAGUUAACUACAUUUAAUAUAGUGACUGACAUUAUAGAGCUAAAAUGUGAGAUCAUUAUUUGCAAAAACUCAAAUGAAAUGCAAACACUUCGUCAGUAAUAUCAAGUAGAUAGAAACAAUUUGUAAAAAACUAUUAAGUAUGUUAAAAAAAUUAUUUUGAGAUAAAUGAUGGUCGCACCACAUGACAUUUUUUAAAGCCACGGGCAAUUCAUCUGUAUGAAAAAACUCUAAAAUUGCGAAAUUUAAAAAUGUAACAUUAAUAUUUGUAUACACAACAUCCUUAGUGUUUGAAAUUUUGCAAAAUAUAUUCUUAUUUUUGCUAUUUUAAAAUUGGCAUGUUUAAAAACCUUAUACGUCAUUGACCCAUGUAUCUUUUUUAACUCCUAAAUUUAGUUCAUCCUUUAAUUUCUGUUUUUUUUAUUUAUGCUGCUGUAAUCUUGGAAUUUCCCCCUGUGGGAUUUUUUAAAUUUAAAUAUCUAGAUUUUAAUAAAAAUAAAAAGUCUUAAUUGAAUGAGUUUAUUUCCUAAGAAAAAAAAAAACAGAGAAGUGCUAUGCCUUUAAAAUGGUGAAAGAAAUAUUGCUUAAACCGCUGCACUUUAAAGUACAGGGGGUAUUGAUCAGUUUGAUUGAUCCUGCAGGGAACCUGCUGAACAGCCUGAUGGGUUCAGGCGAGGAUGAUGAUGCAGCUGAAGAAGCCCAGGAGGACAGCAGCCCCAUAGAGCUAGACUGAGCCCACGACACCCUAACAAAGAGAACAAAUGAACAGAAUAAAAGAAGAGGAAGAUCUCGUCGUCGCCUCUGUCCUUUACCUCCACAACAAGGACGGAGUGAGGCGCCAGCCUGUGUUUUCAGAGGCGUGCUGUUUCCAACCCCCCCCUCCCCUCCAACCCAUCAAAGUCUAAAAUCAAAGCAAGUAUCAGGCCACAAAAUCCUUCCCUUCAGCACUGCCGGGACUAACUGCAUCAAACUGCAAACUCUUUGUUAAUUAAUCGUAAGAUCAUGUUUUUUUGUUUGGCUCAUUAUUUUUGUUAGUUUGGGACUCUCUUUAUUUAGGGUGUUUGCUUUUUAAACUCAUACCCAGCUGCCCUCUCCCUGUGAAAACCUGCUCCAAACAGGAAGGCAGGGUUUGAGUCUCCCAUAGGAGAGAACAGCAUCGCAUGUACACACACCCGUCUUUAUCAUGAAGGUCAUUAUGAGAGGGUUUAGUCAACUCACUACAUUUAUCCAACUGCUUUGUUUGCCAGACAGCCACAAGGAGCUGCUGAUAUUGGCACAUUUCAAUAACUUAACUCCGUUAUAAGCCUCUUCUUUGGGUAGUGAAUAAAAAUUUCUCCUGUUGUCAAGGCAACCUUCUAUUUCAUCGUCUCAAUUGUGGACAAAACCUCAAUAGGACUGCGAGAUAUAAUAAGAGUUCCUUCUCUGCCUCACGGGUCAUUUCCAGUCGUCUGCAAACAUCCAGCUGUCUGGAUCCUUUUAAGUUUCAUUGUGCACUUCCUGAACUGGUCAUCAGCUCGAUUGAAUCUCAGAGAGGAACUUUGUGGAAAAAUCCAAGUUAUACAUUUUAUUGUUACAGCUUUCAAGUCUUGAGUGAUGAGUUGCAGUGGGGAGUUUGAAGCGCUUAUUAUUUAGGUUUCGCUGGAUGUUGGCUCUUGCUGCCUGUGUGUCACUGUGAAAAAUAAAAAGUCAAAUGUUGGGGUCCUCCUCUAACUUUGUUAAGUCAUGAGACACUGUGAUAACCUGUCUGUCGGAGUCGAGCUUGCUUUUCAUGUUAUAAAAUGCUUACAUCCAACCAAGCCUGUUACCUGACUACUUCUAGUCUCUGAAGAUGUUUACUUUGUACCUCUUUUGAACAGUUCCUCCUGGAGAUGGAUCAGUAAUUCAGCAUCAGUUCAGCCAGUGCACAAUCAGAAGUGUGAUUCAUACAGCUGCUCCUGUCGAUCAGUGUUAACUUUAUCAGCCCACGGAGAACACACUCAUCCUGCUCUCUCAUCAGUCCUCUGCUUCAUUUUGUCCUCAUUUUGACAUUUGAUCUGCCUCGGCUUUGACGGUCUUAGAUUUUAUAGCUGUGCUUCAGCUCAUUUAAAAUUGUUGAACAAAUAUAAGUUAAAGAAUUAGGGAAGUAGCAAAGUCCAGAGGUCUUCAAAUGUAGCCUAAUGUUUAUUAACUGCUAUGUAAUUAUCCUUUAGGGACCAUGGAUCACUACAUGGCUAGACCUAAAAUAUACAGAAAUUACUGUGUUGUUGAAAUAACCAUGUUAAACCAAAAAUACAGUGGUUUAACUCAUUGUAAUUAUAAUCAUUCGUUUCAUAAGGUGCUUGUCUAACAGUGGCUGUUUUGGACUGAUAUUCAAAGUGCUGCAGAUGGACAGAUAGAGUAGAGGACUGCACAUAUUUCAGUGACUCAGCGUUGUGUGUAACAGCUGUUUGGAAAUAGUUUUCUGAAGCAGGAGGAGCUUCUCUCCCCGUGGGCCUCCAAGUGAAGCAGCUGAAGUGUGUGAGAAAGACCCAGGCAAAGUGACUGUUCCUAUUUCAAUCAUUUGAUCACUAAAUUCACACAUUUUAUUGAUUAUUUUCUCAACUGUUAUGAUUUGACUUAUAUUUAAAGUUAUUUCAUACUCACCUGAAAGUCACAUUUUGGUACUCAUUCAUGUUUUAAUACCCGGCAGUGUAAAGGUGUGUGACCAAAGGCCUGUCCGUGUCUGAAAACAUCAUUAUAGCUGCUUGUUUUUGAUAAUUAUAUUCCUUUGAGAACUAAAGAGGAGUGUUUGCCUUUUCAAUGAUUCACUAAUUGAGUAAAUAAACUACAACUGAGAAGAGUUUGAGAAUGUCUUGAAACCAAAAUUGUCCAGUCUGUUUCUUUUUUUUGUUGCGUCGUUGUAAUGUUCAUAAUUGAAGAAUAACAAAAAAACCACUCUUAAAUAUGAAAUAUGCACAAGUAUUAAAAAGGUUUUACAAUCGUUUAACUUAAAAAUUAGAAAUAAGACCAAAAUCUUUUUUAUUUAUUUACAAAGCAAGGUGUUUAUUUCUGCAAAUGAAGCAUGUCGUUAAAACCUGCAAUAUGUUAAACGCUAGCAUGAGCAAAUACACUACUAAACAAUGUAGAACAGAUGUGUUUAAAUUCAUUAGCAUGUUUAUUUAAAGCUAUUUGUUUUAGUAUGUUACAACAGCCUCCAACAUCUGUGACAGAAAAAUGAGACUGAAACUACAGCUGGUAUGUUUUUUUAAGAGGACUAGAAAUGGUUCAAAUACAUGUCAUUUUGGUUUGUUUUCACUCUGAACCACCGAGUAACACACUGAAGUAUUUCUCAGCUUAUUUUAUUAAAGUACCUCCAAAUGUUGACACUGAAAAAGAAGAAA